Neopsephotus bourkii (Bourke's parrot) is the source of this 11348-nucleotide messenger RNA. RefSeq names its product collagen alpha-1(XI) chain. The transcript is spliced from 82 exons. The record is from RefSeq and is a predicted model, not a curated record. Lineage: Eukaryota; Metazoa; Chordata; Aves; Psittaciformes; Psittacidae. Gene Ontology annotation, molecular function: extracellular matrix structural constituent; serine-type endopeptidase inhibitor activity; protein binding. Bases 57 to 10829 code for a protein of 3590 amino acids.
ACGUUGGGUGCUUCAAAAUAAGGAUAAUAAAAGGAAAACUCAGAUAAAAGACCAAAAUGAGGAAACACCGACAUUUGCCCUUUGAGGCAGUGUUUUAUGUCCUACUCUCAGGCUGUUGCUUGCUUCAUGCUCAGCAGCAAGCAGCUGUCAAACGCGUUGCUGUGGCUGAUAUAAUAUUUCUAGUGGAUUCCUCUUGGAGCAUUGGGAAGGAACAUUUCCAACUGGUUCGAGAGUUUCUGUAUGAUGUUGUAAAAGCUUUAGAUGUGGGAGGAAAUGAUUUUCGCUUUGCCCUGGUCCAGUUCAGCGGAAACCCCCACACAGAGUUCCAGUUAAAUACCUACCCCUCUACCCAGGACAUCCUGUCCCAUAUUGCCAACAUGCCUUACGUGGGGGGAGGCACCAAGACUGGAAAAGGAUUAGAGUACCUAAUCGCGAACCAUCUCACUAAAGCUGCUGGAAGCAGAGCCAGUGAAGGUGUCCCCCAGGUUAUUAUAGUGUUAACGGACGGACGAUCCCAGGAUGAUGUGGCUCUGCCAUCAUCUGUCCUUAAAUCAGCCCAUGUAAACCUGUUUGCGAUCGGCGUGCAGGAUGCAGUGGAAGGGGAGUUACAGGAAAUAGCAAGCGAACCCUUCGAUACGCACCUUUUCAACCUAGAGAAUAUUACCGCUCUCCACGGCAUAGUUGGAGACUUAGUGGCGAGUGUCCGUUCAUCCAUGACUCCAGAAAAGGCUGGAGCCAAAGGACUGGUUAAAGACAUCACAGCUCAAGAGUCUGCUGACCUUAUUUUCCUUAUUGACGGAUCAGACAACAUCGGAAGUGUCAAUUUCCAAGCCAUACGUGAUUUCCUUGUAAAUUUGAUUGAAAGCCUCAGAGUUGGAGCUCAGCAGAUACACAUUGGGGUGGUGCAGUAUAGUGAUCAACCCAGAACCGAGUUCGCUUUGAACAGCUACUCCACAAAAGCGGAAGUUCUGGAUGCCGUGAAGGCACUUAGUUUCCGUGGUGGCGAGGAAGCGAACACCGGUGCGGCACUGGAGUUUGUGGUGGAGAACCUCUUCACCCGGGCAGGAGGCAGCAGGAUAGAGGAAGCGGUGCCGCAGAUUUUAGUACUGAUAAGUGGUGGAGAGUCUAGUGAUGAUAUCCGAGAGGGUUUGUUAGCGGUGAAGCAAGCUAGUAUAUUUUCGUUUAGCAUUGGGGUCCUGAAUGCUGACAGUGCAGAGCUGCAGCAGAUUGCUACUGAUGGAAACUUCGCAUUUACUGCCCUGGAUAUCCGUAACCUUGAUGCUCUUCGAGAAUUAUUACUGCCCAACAUUGUUGGAGUGGCCCAAAGACUCAUUUUGUUAGAGGCCCCAACCAUUGUGACUGAAGUUAUUGAAGUGAACAAGAAGGAUAUAGUCUUCCUGAUAGAUGGCUCAACUGCUUUGGGGACUGCCCCCUUUAAUGCAAUUCGUGAUUUCGUUGCCAAAAUUGUCCAAAGGCUGGAGGUUGGACCUGACCUGAUCCAAGUCGCGGUGGCACAGUAUGCAGACACUGUGAAGCCAGAGUUCUAUUUUAACACCCACCAGAGCAGAAAGGAUGUGAUGGCUAAUGUCAAGAGAAUGAAGCUCAUGGGUGGUACAGCACUGAACACUGGCUCGGCACUGGACUUUGUGAGGAACAACUUCUUCACCAGUCCUGCUGGGUGCAGGAUGGAAGAAGGGGUGCUCCCCAUGCUGGUGCUCAUUACUGGCGGUAAGUCCAUGGAUGCUGUUAACCAAGCCGCAGCAGAGAUGAAAAGGAACCGUAUAGUGAUCCUUGCCAUUGGGUCAAGAAAUGCCGACCUGGCAGAACUUCAAGAGAUUGCCCGUGAGAGAGAUUUUGUGUUCAAUCCGAAUGACUUCCGUGUCCAGUUCAUGCAAGCCAUUCUUCCUGAAGUGCUGUCGCCUAUCAGGACACUCUCUGGAGGACUGAUUAUCCAAGAACCGCCAUCAGUUCAAGUAACCAAAAGGGAUAUCAUCUUUCUUUUGGAUGGAUCACUCAACGUCGGAAAUGCCAACUUCCCCUUUGUGCGUGACUUUGUUGCCACCCUAGUUAACUACCUUGAUGUCGGCAGUGACAAAAUCCGAGUUGGCUUAGUGCAAUUUAGUGACACUCCUAAAACAGAGUUCUUUCUAUAUUCGUACCAAACCAAAUCAGACAUAAUUCAACGUAUGGGGCAACUGAGGCCCAAGGGAGGGUCAGUGCUGAACACUGGCUAUGCACUGAACUUUGUGCUUUUGAAUCACUUCACGGAAGCUGGUGGGAGCAGAAUAAAUGAACAAGUGCCGCAGGUCCUAGUCCUGGUGACGGCAGGGAGGUCUGCUGAUCCCUUCCUCCAAGUUUCCAAUGCAUUAGCUCGGGCCGGAGUGAUGACUUUUGCUGUUGGAGUUAGGAGUGCGGAUAAGGCAGAGCUUGAACAGAUUGCCUUUAAUCCAAGAAUGGUAUAUUUUAUGGAUGAUUUCAGUGCUCUGGCAGCUUUACCCCAGGAGUUAAAUAAGCCUAUAACAACAUAUGUUAGUGGAGGUGUGGAAGAGGUUCCACUCGCCCCAACAGAAAGCAAGAAAGAUAUUUUAUUCCUGAUUGAUGGCUCAGCCAACCUCUUGGGUAGCUUUCCUGCUGUCCGCGACUUUGUACACAAAGUCAUUUCUGACCUGAACGUGGGUCCUGAUGCCACACGAGUAUCUGUAGCUCAGUUCAGUGACACCAUCCAAGUUGAAUUUGACUUUGCUGAACUCCCAUCUAAGCAAGACAUGCUUCUCAAAGUGAAAAGAAUGAGGAUAAAAACUGGGAAGCAAUUGAACAUUGGAGCUGCACUGGAUGAGGCUAUAAGAAGGCUGUUCGUGAAGGAAGCUGGAAGCAGGAUUGAGGAAGGAGUUCCUCAGUUUUUAGUCCUCCUUGCUGCUGGGAGAUCAACCGAUGAUGUGGAGCAACCAUCAGAUGCUCUGAAGCAAGCAGGAGUUGUGACCUUUGUUAUUAAAGCCAAAAAUGCUGACCCUGUAGAGCUGGAAAGGAUCGUGUAUGCCCCACAGUUCAUCCUGAACGUCGACUCCCUCCCUCGGAUUUCAGAGCUUCAGCCAGACAUAGUGAACCUCUUGAAAACUAUCCAGCUUCAGCCAACAGUAGUUGAGAGAGGUGAGAAGAAGGAUGUGGUGUUUCUAAUCGAUGGCUCAGAUGGUGUCAGAAGAGGUUUCCCUUUACUGAAGACCUUUGUCCAAAGAGUUGUUGAAAGCCUGGAUAUCGGUCGUGACAAAGUCCGUGUCGCCGUUGCACAGUACAGCAAUGCCGUGCAACCCGAGUUCUUACUCGACACCCAUGAAGACAAAGCAGAUCUCAUCAGUGCCAUCCAGGAGCUGAAGAUUAUGGGAGGAUCUCCUCUGAACACUGGAGCAGCGCUCGACUAUCUUAUCAGGAAUGUGUUCACUGUGUCAAGUGGCAGCAGGAUAGCGGAAGGCGUCCCACAGUUCCUGAUUCUGCUGACUGCUGACCGGUCCCAGGAUGAUGUAAGGAGGCCCUCGGUGGUCCUGAAGACAAGUGGCACUGUGCCCUUCGGCAUUGGGGUUGGAAAUGCUGACAUCACAGAGCUGCAGACCAUUUCCUUCCUCCCAGAUUUUGCCAUUUCUGUGCCUGACUUCAGCCAGCUGGAUACGGUGCAUCAGGUCGUCUCCAACAGAGUCAUCCGCCUGACCAAGAAAGAAAUAGAGUCACUUGCCCCUGAUCUGGUUUUUACAUCACCCAGCCCAGCGGGUGUGAAGAGGGACGUCGUGUUCUUGGUUGAUGGUUCCCGCUAUGCUGCCCAGGAGUUCUACCUCAUCCGUGACCUCAUUGAAAGGAUAGUGAACAACCUGGAUGUGGGCUUUGACACCACCAGGAUUUCGGUGGUCCAAUUCAGCGAGCAUCCGCAUGUGGAGUUCCUGCUCAACGCGCACUCCACCAAGGAUGAGGUGCAGAGUGCUGUGCGGCGGCUGCGGCCUCAGGGUGGCCAGCAGGUGAACGUGGGGGAGGCCCUUGAGUUUGUGGCAAAGACCAUCUUCACCCGGCCCUCCGGGAGCCGCAUAGAGGAAGGCGUCCCUCAGUUUUUGGUCAUCCUCUCCUCCCGCAAGUCAGACGAUGACUUGGAGUACCCAUCACUCCAAGUGAAACAAGUGGGGGUGGCACCUAUGGUGGUAGCCAAGAAUGUGGAUCCUGAGGAGAUGGUACAGAUUUCCCUUAGUCCUGAUUAUGUAUUCCAAGUCUCCAGCUUCCAGGAACUGCCCAGCCUCGAGCAGAAGCUACUGACUCCUAUUGAAACCCUGACAGGGGACCAAAUCAGAAGGCUGCUGGGAGAUGUGCCACCUUCUGUAGAUAUUUCUGGUGAUGAAAAGGACAUAGUCUUCCUCAUUGACACCUCUGACAGUGUCAGGCCCGAUGGGCUGGCUCACAUUCGGGAUUUCAUCAGCAGAAUUGUUCAGCAGCUGGAUGUUGGGCCAAACAAGGUGCGGAUUGGUGUGGUGCAGUUCAGCAAUAACGUCUUCCCUGAGUUCUACUUGAAGACCCACAAGUCCAAAAAUGCUGUCCUGCAAGCCAUCCGCCGCUUGAGGCUUAGAGGGGGGUCCCCUCUGAAUGCUGGAAAAGCCCUAGACUAUGUGGUGAAGAACUACUUCAUCAAGUCUGCAGGGAGCAGGAUAGAAGAUGGAGUGCCCCAGCACCUCAUUCUCAUCCUCGGAGACCGGUCCCAGGACGAUGUGAACAGGCCUGCUAACGUGAUCACAUCAACGAGUAUCAAACCUCUGGGUGUUGGAGCCAGGAAUGUGGACAGGAACCAGCUGCAGGUCAUUACCAAUGAUCCUGAGCGCGUACUUGUGGUGCAGGACUUUACAGGACUCCCAACUUUGGAAAAGAAGGUGCAGAGUAUUCUUGAAGAGCUUCCAAUACCUACAACAGAAACCCCUGGAUUUCUAGGACCUGAAGGAAAAAAGCAGGCUGACAUUGUGUUUUUGCUGGAUGGCUCCAUCAAUCUGGGGAGAGAUAACUUCCAAGAAGUUCUCCAGUUUGUCUACUCUGUGGUGGAUGCCAUUUAUAGGGACGGUGACUCUAUCCAGGUAGGACUGGCCCAGUACAACUCAGAUGUCACUGAUGAGUUUUUCCUCAAGGACUACUCCACCAAACCUCAGAUUUUAGAUGCUAUCAACAAAGUCAUCUACAAAGGUGGACGAGUGGCAAACACCGGUGCAGCCAUCAGGCAUAUCCAGGCAAACCACUUUGUGAAGGAGGCCGGGAGCAGAAUCGACCAGAGAGUGCCCCAGAUUGCCUUCCUUGUCACGGGCGGGAAGUCCUCAGAUGAUGGGCCAAGUGCCUCCUUGGAAAUCACACAGAAAGGCGUCAAGGUGUUUGCAGUAGGCGUCAGAAACAUUGACCUGAAGGAAGUCAGUAGGUUGGCCAGUGAGAGUGCCACGAGCUUCCGAGCAUCCACAGCCCAGGAGCUGUCUGAGCUCAACGAGCAGGUUCUAGUUACAUUGGAAGCCGCUAUGCAGGAGAAACUGUGCCCAGUAACAACGGACGUUACAAGAGAUUGCAACUUAGAUGUGAUACUUGGCUUUGAUGUCUCAGAUGUUGGGCCUGGCCAGAAUAUAUUCAAUUCCCAGAGAGGUUUGGAGUCCAGAGUUGAGUCUGUGCUGAACAGAAUAACACAGAUGCAGAGGAUCAGCUGCACUGGCAACCAGGAGCCCAAUGUCAGGGUAGCCAUCAUGGCCCAAGCUCGGGGGGGACCUGUGGAGGGUCUGGACUUCUCUGAAUACCAGCCUGAACUCUUUGAGAGGUUUCAGGGCAUGCGAACUCAGGGGCCCUAUUUCCUCACAGCUGAUACACUGAGGUCCUACCUGAGCAAGUUCAGAUCUUCACCCGCUGGCAGCACCAAGGUUAUAAUCCAUUUUACUGAUGGUGUAGAUGACUCGAUAGAAGAGCUGGAGGCCACUUCGUCUACUUUGCAUGCAGAAGGUGUCAAUGCUCUCAUCUUCAUCGGGCUGGACCGAGUGAGUGAUUUUGACAGAGUGAUGCAGCUGGAGUUCGGUCGUGGGUUCACCUACAACAGACCCCUCCGAGUCAAUCUGCUGGACCUGGAUUUCGAGCUGGCGGAGCAGCUCGACAACAUCGCAGAGAGGACUUGCUGCAAGGUCCCGUGCAAAUGCUCAGGGCAGAGAGGGGACAGAGGUGUGCCGGGCCCCAUAGGACCAAAGGGUGCCACAGGCGAUCUUGGCUACGGAGGCUAUCCUGGUGAUGAAGGAGGACCGGGUGAGCGUGGACCUCCCGGUGUGAAUGGGACACAGGGUUUCCAGGGAUGCCCUGGGCACAGAGGAACCAAGGGUUCUCGGGGAUUCCCAGGAGAGAAGGGUGAACUGGGAGAAAUGGGUCUGGAUGGCAUCGAUGGAGAAGAGGGAGACAAAGGUCUGCCUGGCUCCUCUGGAGAGAAGGGAUACUCCGGAAGGAGGGGUGACAAGGGCGUUAAAGGCGAGCGAGGAGAACGCGGUGAUCGUGGGCUCCGUGGAGACCCGGGGGAUUCAGGAGUCGAUAAUACUCAACGAGGAACCAGAGGCCAAAAGGGUGAAAUUGGACAAAUGGGAGAGCCAGGACCAGUGGGGCUGGAUGGCCAGGAUGGUGAAGUCGGAAGGCAGGGUAUGGCAGGACGAAGGGGACCAAUAGGAGUUAAGGGUACCAAGGGCUCGCCUGGUCAAGCGGGACCAGCUGGAGAACAAGGCAUGAGAGGGCCACAGGGUCCUCCUGGCCAGCUUGGCACACCAGGCAUCAGAGGAGAACAGGGUGUUCCUGGACCCAGGGCUGGUGGUGGACCUCCAGGAAGCCCAGGAGAGCGGGGCAGGAUUGGUCCCCUGGGAUUAAAGGGUGAGCCUGGAAACCCUGGACCCAAAGGGGCAAAUGGACAGCAAGGCCCACGAGGAGAGAUGGGUGAUGAUGGACGAGAUGGAAUUGGGGGCCCAGGUCCUAAAGGCAGAAAGGGAGAACGUGGCUUCAUCGGCUACCCAGGGCCCAAGGGUGGACCUGGAGCAGCAGGUGCUAAGGGUGAAAGUGGUGAACCAGGUCCCCAGGGCCCUCGUGGUGUUCAAGGUGCCCCUGGUCCAAGUGGAAAAGCUGGCAAAAGGGGACGUCCUGGAGCUGAUGGUGCCAGAGGAAUGCCGGGAGAACCUGGUGCAAAGGGUGACAGAGGUUUUGAUGGUCUUCCUGGCCUCCCUGGUGACAAAGGUAACAGGGGAGACCGUGGCCCACAGGGACCUCCUGGCUUACCUGGUGAAGAUGGAUUGAGAGGAGAAGAUGGGGAAGUUGGACCAAGAGGUCUCCCAGGUGAAGCUGGUCCACGGGGAUUGCUGGGCCCCAGAGGUACACCUGGUCCCCCUGGACAACCUGGCAUUGCAGGUAUUGAUGGACCUUCUGGCCCAAAAGGAAACAUGGGUCCUCAAGGGGAACCAGGACCUCCUGGUCAGCAAGGAAUUCCAGGCCCACAGGGGCUUCCUGGUCCUCAAGGUCCUAUCGGACCUCCUGGUGAAAAAGGACCUCAAGGCAAGCCUGGCCUGCCUGGCCUUCCUGGUUCUGAUGGGCCUCCUGGUCAUCCUGGCAAAGAGGGUCAGUCUGGAGAUAAAGGUGCAUUGGGGCCUCCAGGUCCUCAGGGUCCAAUUGGCUAUCCAGGUCCUCGUGGUGUAAAGGGAGCUGAUGGUGUCCGUGGUCUCAAGGGAUCCAAAGGCGAAAAGGGUGAAGAUGGUUUUCCAGGAUUUAAAGGUGACAUGGGCCUUAAAGGUGACCGGGGAGAAAUUGGUCAGCCAGGUCCACGAGGAGAAGAUGGUCCAGAAGGUCCUAAAGGUCGAGCAGGUCCAUCUGGGGACCCAGGUGCUGCUGGCCCAGCUGGAGAAAAGGGUAAGCUUGGUGUACCCGGAUUGCCAGGUUAUCCAGGAAGACAAGGUCCAAAGGGCUCAACUGGUUUCCCAGGAUUUCCAGGUGCCAAUGGAGAGAAAGGCGCAAGGGGUUUACAUGGCAAACCAGGCCCCAGAGGACAGCGAGGACCAACAGGUCCAAGAGGCUCAAGAGGUCCUAGAGGUCCCACUGGCAAACCAGGUCCUAAGGGUACUGCAGGCAAUGAUGGUCCUCCUGGCCCACCAGGUGAAAGGGGACCACAAGGGCCUCAAGGACCUGUUGGAUUCCCCGGACCAAAGGGACCUCCAGGUCCACCUGGAAAAGACGGCUUGCCUGGACAUCCAGGGCAGCGGGGUGAAACUGGUUUUCAAGGGAAAACUGGUCCUCCUGGUCCUGGUGGUGUUGUUGGCCCUCAGGGUCCUACUGGUGAGACUGGCCCAAUUGGUGAAAGAGGUCAUCCAGGUCCUCCUGGUCCACCAGGUGAACAAGGCCUCCCAGGUGCUGCAGGAAAAGAAGGUGCUAAGGGUGACCCAGGACCUCAAGGCAUUCCUGGGAAAGAUGGACCAGCAGGUCUUCGCGGUUUCCCUGGAGAGAGAGGCCUUCCAGGUGCUCAGGGUCCAGCUGGUUUGAAAGGAGGGGAAGGCCCACAAGGCCCACCUGGCCCACUUGGUUCACCAGGGGAACGUGGAGCAGCGGGCACUGCUGGGCCAAUUGGUCUACCAGGUCGUCCUGGACCUCAGGGUCCUCCAGGCCCUGCAGGAGAGAAGGGUGCUCCUGGUGAAAAAGGUCCUCAAGGUCCCGCUGGGCGUGAUGGAGUACAGGGUCCCGUUGGACUUCCUGGUCCUGCCGGUCCUAGUGGCUCUCCUGGAGAAGAUGGUGACAAGGGUGAAAUUGGUGAACCAGGUCAGAAAGGUAGUAAAGGUGACAAGGGAGAAAACGGUCCUCCAGGUCCACCAGGUCUCCAGGGUCCUGUUGGUGCCCCUGGUAUAGCUGGAGGUGAUGGGGAGCCAGGCCCAAGAGGUCAGCAAGGGAUGUUUGGGCAAAAAGGUGAUGAAGGUCCUCGAGGAUUCCCUGGCCCUCCAGGCCCUAUUGGCUUACAGGGUCUGCCUGGCCCACCAGGUGAAAAGGGUGAAAAUGGAGAUGUGGGCCCAAUGGGUCCACCUGGCCCUCCAGGUCCAAGAGGUCCCCAGGGUCCUAAUGGAGCUGAUGGUCCUCAAGGACCACCUGGCUCAAUUGGCUCUGUUGGAGGUGUUGGUGAAAAGGGUGAACCUGGAGAAGCUGGUAACCCUGGACCUCCUGGAGAAUCUGGAACAUCUGGUCCAAAAGGUGAAAGGGGAGAAAAAGGUGAGGCUGGUCCACCUGGAGCAGCUGGACCACCAGGUGCUAAAGGACCUCCAGGUGAUGAUGGACCUAAGGGUAACCCAGGCCCAGUUGGUUUUCCUGGGGAUCCUGGUCCCCCUGGUGAACCUGGUCCAGCUGGGCAAGAUGGUGUUGGUGGAGAGAAGGGUGAAGAUGGUGAUCCUGGUCAACCUGGUCCACCGGGUCCUUCAGGUGAAGCUGGUCCACCUGGUCCGCCUGGAAAAAGAGGACCUCCAGGAGCAACUGGUGCUGAAGGCAGACAAGGCGAAAAAGGUGCCAAGGGUGAACCUGGUGCAGAGGGGGCUCCUGGAAAAACAGGCCCUGUUGGUCCACAAGGACCUGCAGGAAAACCUGGCCCAGAGGGUCUCCGGGGCAUUCCUGGCCCUGUGGGAGAACAAGGUCUACCUGGAGCGCCAGGUCAGGAUGGCCCUCCUGGGCCUCUGGGUCCACCUGGCCUGCCUGGCUUGAAAGGAGAUCCAGGUUCCAAAGGAGAGAAGGGACAUCCUGGUUUGAUAGGCCUGAUUGGACCUCCAGGAGAACAGGGUGAAAAGGGUGAUAGGGGUCUUCCUGGCCCACAGGGAUCUCCUGGAGCCAAGGGUGAUGCAGGAAUUUCCGGUCCUGCAGGUCCACUUGGACCCCCUGGUCCUCCUGGUUUACCUGGUCCCCAAGGUCCAAAAGGUUCCAAAGGAUCCAGUGGUCCUGCUGGUCAAAAAGGUGACAGUGGGUUACCUGGUCCACCUGGUCCCCCAGGUCCUCCAGGUGAGGUAAUCCAGCCACUGCCAAUCCAGUCACCCAAAAAGACAAGAAGAUCUCCUGAUUACAUGUUAUCUGAUGCUGGUGAUAAUAUUCUGGAUUAUUCUGAUGGCAUGGAAGAGAUCUUUGGUUCAUUGAAUUCACUGAAGCAAGACAUUGAGCAUAUGAAGUAUCCAAUGGGCACACAGAAUAACCCAGCCCGAACUUGCAAAGACUUGCAACUCUGCCACCCAGACUUCCCAGAUGGGGAAUAUUGGAUUGAUCCUAACCAGGGAUGUUCUGGAGACUCCUUCAAAGUGUACUGCAAUUUCACAGCAGGCGGAGAAACUUGCAUCUACCCAGAUAAGAAAUCUGAAGGAGUCAGGAUUUCAUCAUGGCCAAAGGAGAAUCCAGGAUCUUGGUUUAGUGAAUUUAAGCGAGGCAAACUUCUUUCCUAUUUGGAUGUUGAAGGCAAUUCCAUUAAUAUGGUCCAGAUGACAUUCCUUAGACUACUGAGUGCCUCUGCCAGACAGAAUUUCACUUACAACUGUCAUCAGUCUGUAGCUUGGUAUGAUGCAUCAUCUGACAGCUAUGACAAAGCACUAAGGUUCUUAGGAUCAAAUGAUGAAGAAAUGUCUUAUGACAACAAUCCUCACAUCAAAGCCCUUCACGACGGCUGUGCGUCAAGAAAAGGCUAUGCAAAGACGGUGAUUGAAAUCAACACACCCAAAAUAGACCAAGUACCUAUAGUUGAUGUGAUGAUCAAUGACUUUGGUGAUCAGAACCAGAAGUUUGGAUUUGAGGUCGGUCCAGUCUGCUUCCUUGGUUAAGCUUAAGACAAAAAUCAGAUCAACAAAAAUGUUGCACUUUGGUGCUACCAACCCACUUUAUGCCACAUGCAAGUUUUGAGUAAGGAUGGCGUAGAAAAUGUCUUUAUUGUAUAUGUCUUACCUAGAAAGUAAUUGUUGCCCUUGUAGGGCCAGAAUCACAUGACUUAAACUUCUUUUACAAAGAUGCUGUGGCACAGACAAAAUAGGGCUCACUUUAGGAACAACCCCUUUGGAGUCCUUUGGUGCUGUAAAAAAAAUGAACAACAUGGUGCUCCUUCCAUUACAACAAAGAGGUGUUAAGAAAGUGUUGAAUAAAUUGUAAUUAUUCUGUGUACAGUACUAUACUGUUAUUUCUCUGUCCAUUUCCAAAACUUGCAUGUGUCUUUGAAUUGCAUCUGGCUCUUAUUUUAUAAUUACAAAACUCCAUUGUCAGAACUGUGUAUGUAUUUGAAAAAAUAAAGCUGUACUUGCAAGUGAAGCCAGUUCCAUUUCUGAUUAGUAAUAAACUCCCUUUGUAUA